AUGAACCACAACUCGGCUUCAUCCUCCUCCACUCCUCAGCAGCCAUCCUUUCUCAACCCUCUUGUGCAACAACAACAACAUGCCUUGCACCAUCAUCGGGGAUCUUCAUCAUCGGCACAGUCAUCAUCAUUGGCAACUGGUAGACUUUUUGCAUUUCCAGCAACAGCAGCAUCCUCUACAUUGAAUACCAGCAUGGACGAGUUGAAUCAAUACAAUCAAGCAUUGAAUGCUUUGCAAUCCAUUGAGAAUCAAUUUGAUUUGAACGUGGAAGAAUUUCUGAAUGAAGAUGAAGUCGAGGAUGCCACCACCUCCUCUCACUCCGGCGUGAUCAACAACAACCACACAAAUACUCCGAGUGGUAUGAACUCGAAUCAUCAUAUCGUGACUGCUGGAGGUGAUGCUGGUGCAGGCUUGUUCUUUGAUAACACCUCUCUCUAUCAAGCAUCUCCACAGAAUGCAUCCCAAGCAAGCACACCAUUUGGUGGUCCACCAACCAACAAUUCACAAGCAAGCACCACACAUCAAUUGUUGCAAAAUGCACAUAAUACUGUCAUGCAACAUAACAAAUUGUUGCAAACUUAUCUAAAUAGCAUGGGACAACAGGUCUCUGCCAGGCCAAAUGUUUCCAUUCAGCAACAACAAGGAGUGCCAUCUCAAACCAAUGCGCAAAAUGUGGGAAUGCCAAGAACAUCCAGUUUUAAUCAACUGACCAAUUUAACCCUAACUUCACCACCACAGCCCAAAGUAAGCAGCUCGUUGAAUGCUUUCGACACUCUUGUACCUUCAUUCAAUGGCACAAAGCAAAGCUCGUCAAAGCCAAACUCUAGUAACAAUCCAUCCGCUUCGUCCAACACGGCACAACAAAAAAGUUCAAGUUCAUCUACGUCAACCACUUCAUCCGCAUCUUCUCCUUCGAUGCAAUUCUUUUCGACACUAGAUAAAGGAAUUCAUUCUGUGCAGCAAGUUAUUGUGAAUGGAGGAAUUACGAGCGUUCAAGUUUGGUCGAACUGUUUGAUGCAACUCAUUCCCAUUCUAAAAGUCAUGGAUGACACCAUACCUGAUACAAUUAUUGGAGGAAAAUCAGUGUCAAAUCGAAAGAAGACACCUCUCAAUGUUUCCAUCGAAGUUUCUCUUGAUCGAUUCAGAAUGCUAGUGAGUACAAUUAUUAACAUGAUGAGGCAAAGAAACCCACUAUUGGAAAAAGAAGGAGCAGCGUUUUGUCAAGUCAGCGAAAAGUUAAGCUUAAUCGUCAAUUUGGAAGAUUUGAGCUCUAAAAUUCAACGUAAUGAAAUUGCCUUUAGUGAUGAUCUGUGGCGAGCAGAUGUGUCACUCCUUAUGAGCAAUCAAGAGCAAGAUAAGGGUCUUACUAGAGAUAAAGCAAAAAAGAAAAAGAAUGAGAAUUUAAGAGAAGGUUUCUCAGUAUUCAGUAAUCCAGAAAAUCCAGCUACUACCGUAAUCCAAUAUGCUCCAAUCAAAGCUGGUGUCGUUUCCAACAAUAAGAAAAAUUGUCAGCUCAGAUACAAACUUUGUUAUGACAAUUGGCUUGUUUACUAUGUUGAUUCUACCAAGUUAUUUGCCAUUAAUUGUGGUAAGAAUACCAAGUCAAAGAAAAAAUCAUCUAAAUCUACAGAGGAUGAGACUGGAAAAGAAGACGAAGAAAUGGAUGGAGCCUCUAAUGAUGAACAGUCUCCUUCUUCUCCACAACUUCCAGUUACUUCAAGCCAUCCAGAAAAGUCCUCACUUUCAAGGUCUGCUUCCACAGCUUCUCUGGGCUCAUCUGUUUCUUCAAGCGCAGAACGGCCGUCCACGAUUGCUGUUGCUUCAAACGGCAGCUUUGUUGUCUCUCCAAAAUCUGGCUCCAAUGCUGGUGGAUAUUUCAUAUUCAUUCAAUGUACCUUUGAUAGUAGAUUAAUUACUGAUCUUCAAGAGGUGAAAGUUUUUCUGGGAGAUCAAGAGGCAGAAAUUAGACAAAUUAAUCAAAAUGCAAUUUUCAUUGUUGCUCCAAAAACGCAAAUGAAAGGCAUCGUUCCCAUUGAGAUUAGAACAAAUAAUUUUACCGUUUCCAAUCCAAAUGAUCUGAAAUUUGAAUUUUUAGAUGAAAAUGCUACUUCGAACAUUUUAGUGGAUGUAAAUGAAAAAAAGAGAAAAUUCGACGCUUGCUGUGACUCGGUUGAGGUCAGCAGCGUCAAUAACACAACCAAUUCAAAUGCAUUCAAUCCAGCAAUAGUGAGUAACUGUGCUCCGUCAUCAUCGACGAUGCCAAAGGAGAAGAAGAAAAAGAAGAGAAAGGAAGUGCUUACACCGUACAGACGUGAAUGGGCAAUUGUUAUUGCCAUUGACAAGUAUCACCACAAUGGACUUCUUCAUGAGUCGUCUGCAUCAUCUGUACACGAUGCCAUGAACUUGGCCAAUAUUUUGACCAAGAUUUAUGGCUUUGAAGUUCGAUUACUUCUCAAUGAGGAGGCCACUUGGGCAAAAGUCAAUCAAUUAUUUGUUUCUCUAGCUGAAAGUGACAGUCUACAAAAUGAUGACGCAAUCUUGAUCUAUUUUACAGGAGUAUCUAUUUCAAAGCAAUAUAUUAAUGGUUACACUGAAAAUUAUUUGGCUCUUUAUGACACUGAUCCUGACAAUUUGAUUAAUACAGCCAUUUCUCAACAAUCAUUUGUGAAUUUCCACCAUAGACUCAGCGCAAAGCACAUUUUGUUUGUUUUGGAUACCUUCUACAAUGGAAUUAUGAUGAAGGUAGUCAAUGAUGGUCAUCCUUCCAAAGACAUGAAGUACUAUGCCACCAACAAGGCAGUUCAAAUGAUUUGUGCUUCUCAAAGACAAACUGGUAUGAGGCCAGGAAUUUUCAGUAAGGAACUGGUCAACCUGUUAACCACCAUGAAAUGGGGUAAUGAUGGUAUCAAGAGUGGCCACCUAACUCUCACUCCUUUCUACACCACCAGUGAUCUUGGAAAACAGCUCCAACUUCGUGUACAUAAGGAAACCAAUGGAGUACAAGUUCCUCGCUUUGGUGACAUUGAGCUAGGAGGAGGAAACUUUUUAUUUAUUCCUAAAAGUUAUGAAAAGCAUAGCUACAAUUCAGAACUCGAAAGAAUUGUUUCCCUACUUUCUCUCUAUGAAGAUUAUAUCCAAAAUAUGAAUUUGGGAGACAUGGGAAAGCAUGAAUCUUUGAUGUCUUUGCUCAAACUUAAAUUUUUCCAAAUCUCCAAUUACUACUUGCAAACAUUUGAAACAUUAAUCAAGGAAGAAAAGAUUCAGCUACGAUCUGAUAUUUAUGCAAGCCAAAAAUUGAACCUUACUGAAAUUAUUAAGACGGUUCGUUACAGUUAUUUGGCUCUCUAUCGAUGGGCUGACGAUUGGAUUCUUCAUAACCCGUAUCAUUUGGCAGAUGCCAAUAAGAAGCUGUUAGAUUCAAAUCCAAGUGCUGUUGUGAAAAGAAUUUUCGUGGUUGGUCUCCCAAAUAUGAGUGAAAAUGAUGAAAAGCAAUACAUCAAACUCAUGAAAUAUCACCACAAUUGCGGCAUUGAGGUUCGAGUCGUUCAACAUAAGGAUUUAGACGACCGAAAGGAAAUUCCACAUAAUUUUUCAAUCCUGGAUUCGAGACUUGCUCACUACCUCUCUUUCGAGGAUGAUUAUCCAAAAUCUGUCAUUAUUUUCAAUAGAAAGUCGGUUGCUGAUUUGUAUUACUCAAAGUGGGUGUAUGUAUACAAUCGAUCGAUUCCAUUCAGUACUUACUUCGCAGAGAAGUAUCCAAAUGAGGUUGUUGAAGAUAUUCAAACUGAUGUGGAACCCAUUCAAUGUCAGAGUGGAUGCAACUUGGAUCAUACAUCAGCACAAGUGACUGCUCCAAGUUCAGAGCAAGACAAAAACAUGAGCUUGACUGAUCCUCUCUUAUCAUUUGACAUUCAUGAGAAUAUUGAAACUUUACAAAUUUGUUUGGAUCCAUUAUUGCAAGGGUUCAAGAAAAAGUUCCUCGAAAUGAUCAAUACCCCAAAGGAUAAGCAUGCUCGCCAUUGCGGAAAGUGUUUAUUAUUGCAAAAGUUCCAUUCCAUUAGCAUGCAUUAUGAAAAUCAAAUUACUACAUUUUUCUCAAAGGGUGAAAUUGUCGUCCAUGCAAAUUUCUAUGAUACCAUGAGACUUCGAUUGCAUGACAUUCAGGAAUAUGUAGAGCGAAGUUAUGUUGGUGUUAUUCCCAUUCAUGCAUGGAGAGCAAACAAUAGAGCUACUCAAUCACCAUAUUUCACACAUGAGACUGUAUUGGAAAUUGCUGAUAUGAACAAGAGAUUGCGAGAACGAAACUCUAAUAUUGUUCUUCAAAGUAUAUUUGUAUUUUAUAAGGGUUUAUUUGGUCAAAAUGGUGAAUUUUCUGCCGGGACUUUGAAUGAAAAUGGAGUGACAAAAAGCACCAUUAUUGCUGGAUUGAAAUAUCAUAGAGAUUGUGGCAUUGACGUAUUGGUGACAUUUUUAGAUCAUUUGGAACAAGUGAAGGAAGCAGUUGCAGGUAAUUUCUGUAUUAUUGAUGGAAAAGUGUGCGGAUCAACCACACUCUCGAGUGAACCAUCAAAAUGCUCUGGAACUCAUUCCUAUUAUGUGAACUCGAUUGACGGAGGAGCAGAGAAUGUCAAGCAAAAGAAGGAGCUGUGGAAUAUCUCAAAUCCAAUGCCAUGCCAUUAG
Naegleria lovaniensis is the source of this 4680-nucleotide messenger RNA. RefSeq lists its product as uncharacterized. The record is from RefSeq and is a predicted model, not a curated record. Bases 1 to 4680 code for a protein of 1559 amino acids. Lineage: Eukaryota; Heterolobosea; Eutetramitea; Acrasida; Naegleriidae. The transcript has 3 exons.